Gavialis gangeticus (Gharial) is the source of this 2292-nucleotide messenger RNA. RefSeq names its product C-type lectin domain family 3 member A (gene CLEC3A). NCBI's taxonomy places the organism in Eukaryota, Metazoa, Chordata, Crocodylia, Gavialidae. The transcript has 3 exons. The record is from RefSeq and is a predicted model, not a curated record. The coding region runs from base 1 to 588 and encodes 195 amino acids. Gene Ontology annotation, biological process: ossification.
AUGGCACAAACGGGACUUAUCAUUUUUCUGCUCAUUACCAUACUACUGCUGGAUCAGACGACUGGCCAGCCCUCCAGAUUCAAAACCAGAAAGCACAGUAAACGUCGAGUGAAAGAAAAGGAUGAUCUGAAGACUCAGAUUGACAAGCUGUGGCGAGAAGUAAAUUCCCUGAAAGAAAUGCAAGCACUUCAGACAGUCUGUCUUCGUGGAACGAAGGUUCAUAAGAAGUGCUACCUCGUGUCAGAAGGUGCUAAGCAUUUCCACGAAGCCAAUGAAGACUGCAUAUCCAAAGGAGGGACGCUGGCUAUCCCCAGAGAUAAUGAGGAAACCAAUGUUCUUCGAGACUAUGGCAAGAAAGGCCUUCUAGGGGUGUCGGAGUUCUGGUUGGGUGUCACUGACAUGGUAAAUGAAGGAAAAUUUGUUGAUGUCAAUGGUAUGGCUUUACACUAUUUCAACUGGGACCGCUCUCAACCCAAUGGUGGGAAGCGUAAAAACUGUGUCUUGUUUUCCCAGCCCUCUCAAGGCAAGUGGGUAGGUGAAGUGUGUCGUACUGCCAAAAGAUACAUUUGUGAAUUUCUGAUCCCAUAACUUCAUUCAGAGCUGGCCGUGCCAGCUUAUUUAGUCAUUAAUAUGCAGUUUUGCCUGGCACUGACCUUCCCACUUAGACAGUGGUGAACUGAAAAUAUUUGUUGAAAUUCCUCACCAUAUACACACCUCUUUCACAGGCAGGAAUUUUCUCUAUUAAUUUAUUUUCCAUUCUCUUGCUACAAAAUGUCACGUUUAGUGAGUUCUUUCACCACCUAAUUUUAGCAUAUGCCGUGUAGUGAAUAUACCUAACACUGUUUUAAGCUGUAUUGCAUUAUAGUAUCAUAGUUUGAUGUUCGUUGUUACUAGUGCCUUGAAGGGAAAAUUCAUCUCAGACCUGCACUUCAUAUGUCUAUAAAUGAGUGUUUGCUUCAGCACUCUGGUCAAUAUUAAUGAAAGUGGCAUGCACAGAACACCCCAUAGGGUGAAAUUUGCCAACCUAUAAGGUCUCACAAUCAACUCACAAUCAACUGAAGUCCCACAAUUUAAGUAGAUUUUUUAACAAUGUGAAUUUCUGCAUAGGGUGAAUUUCACCAUAACCAAUCCAACCAAGAGUUCAAAGAUUUUGACCUAAAGGGAAAAAAACAAACAAAUCUGAAGGCGGUAUAAAAAAGUAUGGAGUUGUAAGUGGUAUAUUCCUGAAAGAAAUAUUCACAGUAAAUAUUCUGAAACAUCAGCCAGUCUAGAAAUGUUUGGUUCCGGUCCUAAUAGUUCGAUUAUUAUUAAAUGUAAUAUGUACCAUUUGGAACAUUCUUCUACCCAUUUUGAAGUGUCAAAUGAGGGCUAGGCCAUGCCCUUUAACCUACAAUAUGGGGCACACAGAAGCACCUUGGAGGAACAGACAGAGGUAUCAUACUUCAGAGAGAAACAUUACUUCUCCCAGGUUGAUGGGAUAUAUAGUGGGCAACAUACUCCCUUAGGCUGUAAACAGAUAUCUCAUUUGACCCAGGUUGACUGUCCCAGGAUUUGAUCCGAAUUAAAAUUGCUGCAGCCUAGUCCUGCACACACGCUGCCCUUGCUGUUCCUUUGUCGGUAAGUGACCAGAGAGAACUCACAGUCUGACAGGGUCGUUCCUAUAAUAAACUGCAAUAACCAUACAGGCAUACAACAAUAUUCUGGGAAAAUGUACUGGUGGAUUUUAUCCGACAUACUUGAGAAGGAUUUGAAGUGGGUUGGUGGACAUGUACAAGCCUGGAACAAAAGACUUUCUUCCAGGACAAAUGUGACAUCCGUUUGUAGCCACCUUCACUCGCUGGUAUAAGGGGUGAUCUGACCCGUGUCUUCCUUAUGCCUUCCCACUCCUCUCCCAACUACUUCCCCUAAGACCUACAUCAGAGGGUUCCCCCUGCUUCCCUAUAAGCCUCAUUAGCCAGGGGGUGCUCUAACCCUCUUUAAAUACUAUAUUUCAAGUUGGGACUCUUUAAGAAUAAGUAGAUAUCUUCAUGGGUAAAAAUCAGAAUAGCUCCACUACAGUCAAGGGAGCUUCACUGAAUUACAGAAGAAGAAAUAUCACUUCUGUUUUUUGCUGUUCUUAAUCUUCCAAAAAAACCCUAUAAACUACAGAAAUGAAGUUAUAGGAAAAAUGGCAGCCAAAUGCUUUACUUGGCAUCAGCUGAAUAUCACUUUAUUUUAGUAUUAUGUUAAGGGUAAUUUGUCAGAUUUGCAUUAUAGGACUAGCAUUAAUUAUUUAAAUGUACUGCUGCUUGG